UAGCUGAAGCGAUGGCUGUGACCGUCCCACGGCUGGUUUUUUGUAAUGUGGAUAGGUUUUAAAUCGACUUUUUCAUGACUAGCGAUAUUUACUCUCGUGCUUUAAGGAAAUGGGAACGCGCCAAAGCAUCUAAUCCGGAGUAAACGUCAGCUUUUAGCCAGUGUUAGCCACCAAACAACAACAGGAAGUAAAGAAGCUAAGUCAACCCAAGUGGUUUUGUACUUUGAACUCUUCAGGUAUGAAUUGUAGUUUAGAGAAGGUCUUGGCAGAUGCCAAAUCAUUAGUGGAAAGGCUUCGUAACCACGACAAUGCCGCUGAGAUGCUAAUUGAACAGACAACAUCUCUCAACAAGAGAGUGGAGGCUAUAAAAACGUACCAGGAAGAGAUUGAUGCACUGAACCAGGUUGCGCGACAUCGGCCUCGUUCCAGUCUGGUUCUGGGAAUCCAACAAGAGAACCGUCAGAUCAGAGAACUCCAGCAGGAAAACAAAGAGCUCCGAACAUCUUUGGAGGAACACCAGUCUGCGAUAGAGCUCAUCAUGACUAAAUACAGGGAGCAGGUGUUCAGGCUCCUAAUGGCGAGCAAGAGGGAUGACCCCGCCAUCGUCACUCAGCUGAAGGAGCAGCACACCACGGAAAUGCAAGCGCACAUAGACAAAAUCAACGAGAUGGCAUCUGUGAUGAGGAAAGCUAUAAAGGUGGAUGAGGACCGAAUAUGUGAAGACGAGGAGAGGAUUAAACAGUUAGAGAAUGAGUGGGAGAACUGUUCAAGUUACAAUAAAUCUGCAAUCUGUGAACAGUGUGAGUUCAUUCAUACCGAUUUAGUUUCACUUUCAGGUCAUCACACAUAUUUCAGGUUCUGUUUUGUGGGCUGUUUAUCCACGCAACUUCUCACUUUCACUGCUCAUUUAUGGUUGCAUAAUGUCAACAGCCUCAGAAAUAAGAGAAAUGUAACUGAAUUCAACACACGUGUCUGUAUCUAGUAGAAGCUUUCAGGAUUUUGAAAUUGUAUAAAACUGACCACACUACAAGCAUAUUUAUAGUCACAAAAGUGUCACUUAAAUUGUUUUAUACGGAAACAAGACAUAUUGGAAAAUAGAAUCAAACAAUGAGUGUAUGUCAGGUUAUUGAAUAUAUUUUGUUGCUGAAUUAGAUUUUUUUUCGACGACUAUUUACUUAAAUAGUGACUAAGCAUUCAAAUUAUGGUUUUCCAGUUCCUCAUUUUAUAUUAACUGGGUGGGAUAAACAUCAGCUUAAAUUUGGUAUAUCUCUGCCUAUCUAGCGUCUAAAAAGCAGAACUGUUGCUGCUUUCUUUUGAUCUGGAAACAUCCGUUUGAAGACACUUCCUGUGGUGUUAAGAAACCCUCAUUCCACUCUUCACAUCUACCAUAAAAACGCCGUUUCUGCUGGUUUAUUCAGCAUAUUUUAAUCUGGAGCGCUGAUUAAAACAGCAAACAAAAAAUUCUAAAAAAAAAUUUUUUUAAAUUUAGUGAAGAAUUGAAACACUUGCAUCCCAUUAUUAUUACACUUAAAAUAAUUUUGUAUUUAGUGUAUUUGAACCUGACCCAUGUUAGCCAGAAUGAAAACCAAGUUAUGGUCGGGCUCUACUCACGCAGGUUUGGAUCCCGGCCAGGGCACUUGUCUUUUAUAUCUUUGCAAAGUGUUUUUCCCUGUUUUUAUCUCAAUUUAAAUAUGUUUUCUCACUUUUUAUUCUAACAGUUUAGGUCCAUGUGUAAUGACUGAAAAUUAUGCUAUAGUCAGCCAGUUACAGCAGGGCUCCCCACAAUUUUGUCUUUGCUGAGGUUGUGAGGUUAGCAAGAUUUUAUUGGUAAAAAUUACAAUUAUAAAAUCCUAAUAACUCUACAGUAUAAUCAGAACUCCAUAUAAAAGUUAUAACUCUGUAAAGUUAGUAAAUGAUCACAUCUAUUGUGUUUAUGUCACGUUCUGCCCCUGCCUUCCUGACUGUGUCUCUCUCCUGCCCUGAUUAGCCCUUAUUGUUCUCACCUGCCCCUCGUUAACCUGUCCAUGUGUUCCUGAUUUCCCUGUAUAUUUAUACCUCCCUCCUUGUGCCAGUCUUUGUCAGAUCAUUGUUGUUGUUAGUCAUCGUUGUUUUGUUCCUGUCGUUCCCAUUCUUCCAUUAAAACCAUUUUUAAUUUUCA
Messenger RNA from Nothobranchius furzeri (turquoise killifish), 2158 nucleotides. The record is from RefSeq and is a predicted model, not a curated record. NCBI's taxonomy places the organism in Eukaryota, Metazoa, Chordata, Actinopteri, Cyprinodontiformes, Nothobranchiidae.